GCUUUCUCCCCUUCUUUCUUCCAAAGAUGUUUGAAAUCGCAGUCAUUUACGCUCGACAAUUUUUACAAUAGCCUUGAGCCAUAAUUUUGCGAGUCUCUCCAGCAUCCAUCCCCCUGUAUGGUCUCUCUCCACCGGCCAUGCACGACCGUUUCUCUCCCCAACCGUGGAUUUCCUAUUACUCUCGUUACGACUCACUGAGCCCCAGGCCCAAGGAUAAUGAUGUGUUGUUUCUUGGUAGCAUAAUUUGUCACACGUACAUUUUUUCUUCUUCUUCUCUUGCAGAAAGCUCUGCGCGCGCUCUCUCUCUCUCUUUCUCUCUCUCCCCUUCUCCCUCUCGUACAUUUUCUUGCUGUUGCUAAUUCAUGGUGAUCAAAUGAUGUACGACAAAAUAAAUUGUAAAGAGUGACUGCUUGGAGUUGGGCACCAGAAGGUUUUUUUGUUUUGUUUUUUUGUUUUUGUUUUUGGAAGGAGCGAUCAAACCUUUAAAAAGGAAGGACAAUUGAUUUUUUUUAGGGGGGGAGCUUAAGUGAACCUUUACUUUGGCAGCUGGUUGUGGAGCAGGUCGGAGGAGGCUUUCCAGUCAGGUGCGCUGAGGUUGCCCGCCAUGUCCAGGUCCGGGGACCGAACGUCUACCUUCGACCCGAGCCAUAGCGACAACCUGCUCCACGGCCUCAACCUGCUGUGGAGGAAGCAGCUCUUCUGCGACGUGACCCUGACGGCGCAAGGCCAGCAGUUCCAUUGCCACAAGGCCGUGCUGGCCUCGUGCUCGCAGUACUUCCGAUCGCUCUUCUCCAGCACCGCCGGAGGAGGAGGAGGCGGAGGCGGAGGAGGCGGCGGGGGGAGCGGGCACCACCACCACCACCCGCUGGGCGUCGGACCAGGUGCUCAGGACGGCCUACCCUCCAAAGAGCAGCAGCAGCAGCAGCAGCAGCAGCAGGAAGAGUCCGGCACGCCCUCCUCGUCCCCGGAGGACAAGCUGCUGGCCAGCCCGCGGGCCAUCAACAACCUGGUGCUGCAGGGCUGCUCGUCGAUCGGGCUGCGCCUGGUGCUCGAGUACCUGUACACGGCCAACGUGACCCUGUCCCUGGACACGGUGGAGGAGGUGCUGUCGGUCAGCAAGAUCCUGCACAUCCCGCAGGUCACCAAGCUGUGCGUCCAGUUCCUCAACGACCAGAUCUCGGUGCAGAACUACAAGCAGGUGUGCAAGAUCGCCGCCUUGCACGGCCUCGAGGAGACCAAGAAGCUGGCCAACAAGUACCUGGUGGAGGACGUGCUGCUGCUCAACUUCGAGGAGAUGCGCGCCCUGCUGGACUCGCUGCCUCCCCCCGUGGAGUCGGAGCUGGCGCUCUUCCAGAUGUCCGUGCUGUGGCUGGAGCACGACCGAGAGACCCGCAUGCAGUACGCGCCGGACCUCAUGAAGCGCCUGCGCUUCGCCCUCAUCCCGGCCCCGGAGCUCGUCGAGCGGGUCCAGUCGGUGGAUUUCAUGCGGACCGACCCCGUCUGCCAGAAGCUGCUUCUGGACGCCAUGAACUACCACCUGAUGCCCUUCAGGCAGCACUGCAGGCAGAGCCUGGCCAGCAGAAUUCGCUCCAACAAGAAAAUGCUUUUGUUGGUUGGUGGACUGCCCCCUGGACCUGACCGGCUACCCAGCAAUUUGGUUCAGUAUUAUGAUGAUGAAAAGAAGACAUGGAAAAUACUGACAAUUAUGCCGUAUAAUAGUGCCCACCAUUGUGUUGUGGAAGUAGAAAAUUUCUUGUUCGUAUUGGGAGGAGAAGACCAGUGGAAUCCUAAUGGAAAGCACAGUACAAACUUUGUUAGCCGGUAUGAUCCUAGAUUUAACAGCUGGAUACAACUUCCACCCAUGCAAGAGAGGAGAGCCAGUUUUUAUGCCUGUCGGCUUGACAAAAACUUGUAUGUGAUAGGUGGGAGAAAUGAGACUGGCUACUUGUCAAGUGUGGAAUGCUAUAAUUUAGAGACAAAUGAAUGGCGUUAUGUAUCUUCCCUACCACAGCCCUUGGCGGCACAUGCAGGAGCUGUACAUAAUGGCAAAAUCUAUAUUUCUGGAGGUGUCCACAAUGGUGAAUACGUUCCCUGGCUGUACUGCUAUGACCCUGUAAUGGAUGUCUGGGCUAGAAAACAAGAUAUGAACACAAAGAGAGCAAUCCAUGCAUUGGCUGUAAUGAAUGAUCGACUGUAUGCAAUCGGAGGAAAUCAUUUGAAAGGUUUUUCGCAUCUUGAUGUCAUGCUCGUGGAAUGCUAUGACCCAAAAGGUGAUCAAUGGAAUAUUUUGCAAACUCCUAUUUUAGAGGGUCGCAGUGGUCCUGGCUGUGCAGUUCUUGAUGACAGCAUUUACCUUGUAGGAGGCUACAGCUGGAGUAUGGGAGCCUACAAAUCUUCUACCAUUUGCUACAGUCCUGAGAACGGAACCUGGACAGAGCUGGAAGGAGAUGUAGCUGAGCCCCUGGCAGGUCCUGCUUGCUCCACUGUCAUACUACCUGCGUGUGUGCCGUACAAUAAAUAACAUACAGGAAGUACUGAAAUGAACACUGUUAAAUGAUGGGUGACUUAACUAUUUUAAGGGACAGAAUUCCUGGUACUACAUACAACAAGACCCUAUCCCCAAUACCUGCAUUUAUUAUUUUAAAAAAGGACUAAGUAUAGUUCCCACCUCAGACAGACCGGUAUCUUGUCAAACAAGUAGCUUGAAAGCAUGGAACACUGCACAUGUUAACAGAUGACCAUUUCAGAGUGAUCCUCACGUUUCUCUGCUAUAAACCCUCAUAUCAAUUCUAAAUUUAAAGAGAAGAAUUCUAAAGAUCCAAACACUGCCUGAACGAACAAAAUUACUAUUGUGCAUUGUAUUUUACCUGCAUGGGGUCUGUGUUGAAGUCAUGGUGAUGUUGCUCACAAUUAAUUCUAAACUGAGAUGCCCAAAUGCAUUGAACUGCAGAAUUGCUUCCCCAUUUUAACCCUAACCUGUGGCUGCUGACAUGUUCUGCAAGUAACACAACUUAAGAAGACAGAUCAUAAGAGUGAAUGCUUCUGUUUUGAACAGAUUGGCCCCUCAUAUAGUCUGCUCUGAAAUCCCCAUGCCUAAGUGUAGAAAAAAAAGUGGAAGUUUUUCAGAUGUGUCACAAUUGAGGUUUUAGGACUGGUGCCAAUCUUUGAUUUUAUUUGCACUGGUGUAAAUCCAGAGUAAUCCAUAGAACCUGAUUUUAUUAUUCUGUAUAUUAUUUUGUAUUAUUCAGAUUUAAACAUUCUGGCCUAUACAAGUAAUUCUUGUUUUUUUUAAGAUUUAAAUUAUUCUUUAAAUUAAUUCAUAAAUUUCAGAUACAAACUAACAAAUAUUUGAGUCAUUUUGACUAAUAGAUUUGUUAUUUUCCCCCAUUUAACACCAAAGAACAAAUUCUUUCUUAAAAUGAGGAUUAUGUGGUAUCACAUAUCAUUGGCAAGUAGCUGUGAUUCCUUAAUCUGAUCUACACUGAAAUAUUUAUAAACUAGCUUUGCACCUGUGCUGAAAAGAAAUAUGGGCAUAAAACUACCAUAACAGGUAUAAAGUUGAGUUAAGCUCAACUCAGUUCCAAUAGGCAGUGCAACUGAGGCAAUUUUGAGCCCAGAAUGGGAGGGGUGUUGAGGAUAAACAUGCAUUUGUGACCUUACAAGGAGAAAUGUAGAUGGGAGAGGUUUGGAGCAGAAAAGCAGUGGGUGCAGGAACAGUUAGUAUGCCUCCCAGUCUAUAAAUUGCACUCUCUAGAAGCUGCUGAUUCUUUUAAAUUAAAAAGGGCCAUCAGGGUUUAGUCACACUAAUGUUUAACAUCAAGUUAGGCCCUAUAUUGUUUUCUUCAACUUUAAUGCAGUGGUACCUCGGAACUCGAACAGCUCCAUUCUCGAACAUUUCAACUCCCGAACGCCAACAAACCGGAAGUAAGUGCUCCGGUUUUCGAACGUUCCUUGGAACACAGAUGUCCAACAUGGCUUCUACUGUGCAAAAACCUAGCUGUUGGCCAAUCGGAAGCCGUGCCUCAGAACUCAAACAUUUUGGAAGUCGAACAGUCUUCCAGAACGGAUUCUGUUUGACUUCCGAGGUACCACUGUAUUUGUCAUAUUUGUGUAGCGUGCUAGACACAGCUAUUUCACAUUGGUGCUGUGCAAGGCUUUUGUAGAAUGGGACACUUUGUCCCUACCUAUCUCCAUCCAAGUCCCAUUGGGCGUCUUGCACAGGAAUAAAGAAUACGGGCAUAGGAAUAUGAUUUGAUUGCUACUACCAAUGGAUGGAAAUAAAUUUUCAUUCCCCCCCCCUUCUUAGGACUCUUAUGUCAGAUCCUACAAGCUGCACCACCCCUUCAGCAGCCAGUUCACACACUAACCUAUAGUCUGUAUGAAAAAUAAAAUUGUCUAUUCAGAAAUACAAGACAAUAUAGAAUCAAAUCUAGUUUUACAAAAAUAAACCUUUAUGUUCAAAUCUCAGACGUGUAAGGGAACAACAGAGAGGCACAGGGUACAAGUAGGCAGAAGUCACACAUCAUAGUUGACCAAAAGGAAAGGUAGGAAACUCAAACUAUAAGACUUAGGCUACUAAGAAAGUAAUAAAACUGAUAACAAUAAAUACUGGAUUUCUUAAUACUACUGCUACUGUUGUUUUGCUAAUGCUAAUUCCAUUGUUGUCACUUGCAGAAAACUAGCAGAGAUUCAGUCUCUUCAAAUGUUGCAAAUGAAUUGUUUAGGGAACUGUAUCUGAAGGGAAAAAGGGAAACAUAGUGAAGUCCCUGUUACAGAGUUCCUGAAGCUGGAGUGUUUGUCCCGGAAACUCAACCCAUUUUUCUUACGUAGUGCAAUCUCUGUUAGUUUUGUAUUUAUUUGUGUUGUUCCGAUCAAAAAAAAUUACUUGUAAAAUAAUACGUUGUGCAAUCAUAACUUGGGGGUGGGGAGGGUUUUUAGAAAUCUAUAUGUAUAUAUAAAUAUAUGGAAAGGAAACCUGUUACCACUCCAAAUGAGAGAACAUUUUAUGGCAUUUAAAAAUACCAGGACUUGCCACUAUGUUGUCCCAUGCCACUGCUAAAAUGCCACUUUAAUGGGAAAGAUGGGGGAUUUCUUGUCCGUUUAAAAGUUCUUUUUUUAAAAAAAGACAAAGAUAAUUAAAGCAUUUAUGAGGAAUAUAUGUAAAUCUUUCUAAUUUUUGGGAAGGCAUGACCAAGGAAACCAUACAAGUAACCAAUAAUGUAAAUUUUGUACAGUACUAGAAUGUGUAAAUGAAGCUUGCUUGUAGGGCGAGGGGACUUUAAAUAAAAACUUAUGUACUAAUG
Messenger RNA from Podarcis muralis (Common wall lizard), 5303 nucleotides. It is a transcript of the gene KLHL14, whose product is annotated as kelch like family member 14. Lineage: Eukaryota; Metazoa; Chordata; Lepidosauria; Squamata; Lacertidae. The record is from RefSeq and is a predicted model, not a curated record. Gene Ontology annotation, molecular function: protein binding. Gene Ontology annotation, cellular component: neuron projection; endoplasmic reticulum; neuronal cell body.